AUGGAAGUACAAUCAGAGAUCACUAAAUUAUCGUCAUACCUCAAACGUAAGUGUCAAAGCGAUAGCGAUAACGAACGAGCUAGAACUAGACCCGAAGGCAAUGAUGGUGAAUCAUCAAGCGAUAACGAACGAGCUAGAUCUACACCCGAAGGCAAUGAUGAAUCGUUAGGUACUAUGUCUGAAGUUGAAUUGGUCGCAGUCUUAGGAGAUGGGUUUAACUCACCACCAAUCAGUGAUCCAAAAGCGAGAAAGGAACUCUCUGACUUUAUACAAACCCGUACUGAUAGUAAGAUGAAAUCGCAAUGA
Sphaeroforma arctica JP610 is the source of this 306-nucleotide messenger RNA. RefSeq lists its product as hypothetical. The transcript has a single exon. Bases 1 to 306 code for a protein of 101 amino acids. NCBI's taxonomy places the organism in Eukaryota, Ichthyosporea, Ichthyophonida. The record is from RefSeq and is a predicted model, not a curated record.